Molecule: messenger RNA, 1569 nt
Organism: Fusarium sp. VM40
Lineage: Eukaryota; Fungi; Ascomycota; Sordariomycetes; Hypocreales; Nectriaceae
Source: the annotation of a GenBank genome assembly
AUGCGUUCAGUCAGUUGGAUUCCCACUAAUCCUGGUGGUGAUCUUUUGAGCAUCUGUCUCGCCAUAUCGCUUUUCUUCUUGGUACCAGCAGCAGUCCUUGUUUCAUGGACAGGUCAAGCCAACGACCAUGGGGUGCCACUCGCAAACCCCCCGGGUUCACGGUUUAAAACCAACAGAGCCAGGAGAAACUUCGUCAGACUCAGUAAAGAAAUCCUGGCUAAAGCGAGGAACCUCUUUCCUGAUCAACCGUUCCGUCUAAUGACAGAUUGGGGGGAGGUUCUCAUUCUCCCUCCUGAAUUUGCAGCAGAGAUUCGAAAUGACCCCAGGCUAAGCUUUUCGAAAGCUGCGAUGCAGGACAAUCACGCCGGUAUCCCUGGAUUCGAGACAGUUCGUCUCGUCGGGAGUGAUGAUCAGCUCAUCCAGAGGGUUGCCCGAAAGCAGUUGACCAAGCACCUCACGGCUGUCAUCGAACCAUUAUCGCGCGAGUCUACACUAGCAGUAUCCUUGAACUUUGGCGAAUCAACAGAGUGGCGCGAAAUCCACCUGAAACCUGCCAUUUUAGACAUCAUCGCCCGUAUCUCGUCAAGAAUCUACCUCGGAGACCAACUGUGUCGCAACGAAGAGUGGCUAAAUAUCACCAAGACCUAUACAACCAAUUUCUAUAUAGCCUCGACAAAUUUGCGAAUGUUUCCUCCAUCUAUACGCUUCCUUGCCCACUGGUUCCUGCCCGAGUGUAGAAAGCUUCGACACGAGCGCAAGGAAGCCAUCAGGAUCAUCACUCCCUUGAUCCAGCGCCGUCGCGAGCUUCGGCAAGCUGCGAUUGAGGCUGGUGAUCCCAUCCCCAAAUUCGAUGACGCUUUGGACUGGUCUGAGCAAGAAGCUGGAGUAACUGGCUCAAGCUUUGAUCCUGUUAUCUUCCAGUUGACGCUGUCCUUGUUAGCUAUCCAUACCACUUACGAUCUUCUACAGCAGACCAUGAUUGAUCUUGGCCGCAAUCCUCAGUACAUUGAACCUCUCCGACGAGAAGCUACUGAAUUGCUUGCUGCCGAAGGUUGGAAGAAAAGCACGCUAUUUAAAUUGAAACUUCUUGACAGUGCUAUCAAAGAGAGUCAGCGUCUCAAGCCAGGCAGUAUAGUGACUAUGCGACGCUACGUAACCGAAGACGUAAAACUUUCAAACGGUCUAGUUAUCAAGCGCGGCACUCGCCUGAAUGUCGAUAAUUCACGUCUUGAAGAUCCCAGGAUCUACGAGAAUCCCGAUUCAUACGAUCCCUAUCGGUUCUAUAAUAUGCGUUCGGAGGACGGUAAAGAGCACAUGGCGCAGCUUGUUUCAACAAGUUCAGAUCAUCUGGGUUUCGGUCACGGACAGCAUGCAUGCCCGGGCCGCUUCUUCGCGGCCAAUGAAAUCAAGGUAGUGCUUUGCCACAUUUUGGUUAAGUACGAUUGGAAGCUGGCUCCCGACACCGACACCAAGCCUGACACGAGAGGAAUGAUUGCCAAGUCAAGUCCAGCGACCAAGAUAUUGAUCCGACGGCGGGCUUCAACCGAGAUCGAUCUGGAUAUAACAUGA